CAUAGAUAUUUCUGACAUGAAGAAACUUCUGUUGAUUGAUGCUGAUUGUGGUGUUGAUGAUGCUCAAGCUAUAAUGAUGGCUCUUGCCAAUCCCAGUGUAGAAGUCCUGGGGAUUACUUGCACUUAUGGGAACAACCUGUUGGAAAAUACAUCUAGAAAUGUGCUGCGUGUGUUGCAAGUUUGUAAUAAGCUUGAGAUUCCAGUUUAUCCUGGUGCUCCUGCUCCUCUACUUGGUGGACCUGUUACAGGGGCACUGUUUCAUGGUAAAGAUGGAUUGGGUGAUGUUCCUGAUCCAAAUGCCCCAGGAACAGAACUUCUGCAGAAAGAAAAUGCUGUGACUGCAAUAUUAAGAAUAGUCAAUGAGCGACCAGGUCAGGUGAGAUGGUACAGGUACCCUAAAUAUUUAUCAUAAAUGUGGAAUAGAAUAAGGCCUUGCUUCAUCUUCCAUGCUCCCAGGAAUCUGAAUUCCAGCAAAACAUUUUUAAUAGGGCUGCAAAAAUCUGCAUGGCCAGUACAUGC
This is a messenger RNA of Notechis scutatus (mainland tiger snake), 519 nucleotides long. Lineage: Eukaryota; Metazoa; Chordata; Lepidosauria; Squamata; Elapidae. The record is from RefSeq and is a predicted model, not a curated record.